ACACCCGGUGUUUGUGGAUAGUUGGGAGCAGCUCGGUGUCGGCCCUGGAAAGGAGGAGGAGGAGGGGGAUCCCGGUGACAGGGGAUCGAACCCCCCGCCUUGUGCAAUACAUCUUCUGUUCUGCGGUAAAGAUGGCGGCGUCAGAGGGGGCGCGCAGCAGCCGGACAACGGCAAGACGAUUGUGAAAAAAGCCCGACAUUUGACUGAAUCUCGCUCCUGGAACAUCGUUGAUUUCUGCUCGGAUAUCAUCUGGAUCUCCGGAGUGCGGACAACCGCUGUCACAGGCCCGUGUUGCGAGUUUAUUGUUGAAGACAGGGUGAGGGUGGGUGGGUUUCAGUGAUUGCUGCUAACGUUAGCUGCUAACUGCAAAGCCAAAAGAGCUAGCACAGGCUAGUUAGCGUUAGCUUAACGGUGAAGAUCAGCAGGGAGGGGGAUUGAGGAAGACUGUUCCGGCCAGGCCGCUCCAGCUUGGGGGAAUGUGAGCCAGAGGUGCACAGGGGUUUGCUCGCAUCGUCCCGAACGUCCUUACGCCAAACUACUGUGAUGGGACAGCAGGUAGGCCGCGUUGGUGAGGGCACAUCGACCGCACUCCAGCCACCACAGCCUCACGCGUCCCAACCACACCAAGGGAAGGGGAUUCGGGGGAGCGGCGCCGGGAGGAGACCCCGUGAACCCGGCAGUAGCACCGGGACACCACCGGGCAGGACUGCUGCAGUCAAUGUGCCAGAUCCAGCCAUCAAUAUAUUCACACAGCAUUCAGAAGCUCUUCACCGGCCAUUCGGCCUGGACUCUGCGGCACUGACGGAGGCGGUGCGCUGGAGCUCCAAAGAGAACCUGCUCGGAGCCGCCGAGAGCGACCCUAACCUCUUCGUUGCACUUUAUGACUUUGUCGCCAGCGGAGACAACACGCUCAGCAUUACCAAAGGUGAGAAGCUGCGUGUGCUUGGCUACAACCAGAAUAGGGAAUGGAGUGAAGUGCGCUCUAAGAACGGCCAGGGCUGGGUGCCCUCCAACUACAUCACACCAGUCAACAGUCUGGAGAAGCAUAGCUGGUACCAUGGGCCCGUUUCUCGUAGUGCUGCAGAGUACCUGCUCUCUUCUCUUAUCAAUGGGAGUUUUCUGGUCCGGGAAAGCGAGAGCAGCCCCGGACAGCUGUCCAUUUCUCUGCGGUAUGAAGGGAGGGUCUACCACUACCGGAUCAAUACAGCCUCUGAUGGAAAGGUCUAUGUUACAUCCGAGAGCCGUUUUGCCACCCUCGCUGAGCUGGUCCACCACCACUCCACAGUAGCCGAUGGCCUGGUCACCACAUUGCACUACCCAGCGCCCAAAUGUAACAAGCCCACAGUGUAUGGUGUGUCUCCCAUCCAUGACAAGUGGGAAAUGGAGCGCACAGACAUCACCAUGAAGCACAAGCUGGGAGGGGGGCAGUACGGGGAGGUGUAUGUGGGAGUGUGGAAAAAGUACAACCUCACAGUGGCUGUCAAAACACUUAAGGAGGACACCAUGGAAAUUGAAGAAUUUCUAAAAGAGGCAGCAGUUAUGAAGGAGGUCAAACAUCCAAACCUUGUUCAGCUAUUAGGUGUGUGUACCUUGGAGCCUCCCUUUUAUAUUGUGACGGAGUACAUGCCGCAUGGUAACCUACUGGACUACUUGAGAGAGUGUGAUAAAGAGGAGGUGAACGCUGUUGUGUUGCUCUACAUGGCAACACAAAUCUCUUCUGCCAUGGAAUACCUGGAAAAAAAGAACUUUAUUCACAGGGAUCUUGCUGCAAGGAACUGCCUGGUCGGGGAGAAUCAUGUUGUGAAGGUUGCAGACUUUGGCUUGAGCAGGUUGAUGACUGGUGACACCUACACUGCACAUGCUGGGGCCAAGUUCCCCAUCAAAUGGACUGCACCCGAGAGUCUUGCUUACAACACCUUCUCCAUCAAGUCUGAUGUGUGGGCGUUUGGGGUCCUGCUGUGGGAAAUUGCUACAUAUGGCAUGUCUCCAUACCCUGGCAUUGAUCUGUCUCAGGUCUAUGACCUCCUGGAGAAAGGAUAUCGUAUGGAACAGCCUGAGGGAUGUCCACCCAAGGUCUAUGAACUCAUGAGAGCAUGCUGGCAGUGGAGCCCAUUAGACCGACCUUCAUUUGCAGAAAUCCACCAAGCAUUUGAAACAAUGUUCCAUGACUCCAGUAUCUCUGAAGAGGUGGCAGAGGAGCUUUGUAAGACGGCCUCCUCUGGUCACUUUGGACCACUGCACUCCUUCAGUCAGGACAUGCCCCUGCUGCCUUCCAAAUCUCGCACAAUCCACAAGCACACGGAAAACAAGGAAAACAUAGAGGGCGGACUGGAUGGGCGCACUGACCAUGGCACACACAGCCACUCAGGCUGGGCUUCAUUGCUGGGAGGCGAUGGACGAUCAGGUGGCUCCCCAGCUUUGCCCAGAAAACAGCAGCCACGAGAUAAAUCUCCCGGCAGCCUUUUAGAGGAUACACAGGAUAUGGGCACGUUUACAAGAGACCGCAAGACUAGCUUCUUUAGCUCCUUCAUAAAAAAGAAAUCUUCCUCCUCUUCUUCCUCCUCCCAGCUCCAACAGAGCCUUCCAACACCACCCAAGAGGAGUAGUUCUUUCCGGGAGAUGGAAACACAGCCUCACAAGAAGUAUGAACCCACUGCUGAUUUCAAUGCUCCUCCUCCUUUGCCUCAGUCAGACAGUUUAGGAGGCUUUUCUGCCUCUCCUUCCCACUCCCAAGGGGAACCCGCCCAGACCCAGUCAAGGUGCUGUGGGGCAGCUUUCGGGCAGAAACCCUCAAGCGGAGGCCUUAGUUCACAGGUGACGAGCAGUAGCACUUGGGGAGGGUUGGCUGGCUUUUUUACCCCUCGACUCAUCAAAAAGACCCUGGGGCUACGGACAGGAAAGACACCCUCUUCAGACGAGGGUGGGAGUAUAGUUGGAGGGCCCAAACCCUUCCCUAGGUCCAAUUCUACCUCCUCUAUGUCAUCUGGACUGCCAGACCUGGAGCGCAUGGCUCUAACUUUACCCAGGAACCGCAGUGCAAAAACCCCUCUGGAGAGAACUGCCUCCACAACUUCCCAGCCAGAGAAUGGGGCAGCACGGCCCUCAGAAUCUCUGCUGAGGAGGAUGGACGAGGGGACGGCACAAAUCAGGGAAAGGCCCAAAGCCAAGCUACUACCCCGGGGCGCUGCUGCAGGGAUGAGGGCACCAGGAGUUGGAGGGGAGGUUGGGGAAUCAGACAGUCUCUCCCGGGUCAAGGAGGGUAAAGAGGAGAGUGGGGGAGGACUGGAAAGGCAACAGAGUUGGUCAUCUCCCUUAAAGAGCUCUACAUCUAGCACCUCCUCAGCUGCACCGGGUGCACCAACCCACAACCACAAAGUUCCAGUCCUGAUCUCCCCCACACUGAAGCACAGCCCAGCUGACGUGCACUUAGUCGGGCUUGACUCUCAGGGGAAUCGCUUCAAACUGCUGUCUGAGCACCAAGCAGACCGGGACAGGCCGCGUCUUGUAAAACCCAAGUGUGCUCCUCCGCCCCCUCCCACUCUACGCGGCCUGCAACACUCCUACAGCGGUGAUGGUGAGGAGCAGUUAGGAGGUGCACCUGUGGAAGUGAAUGGAGACACAUUAAAAGGUCACAGGUCAAGGCGAACGUCAGGGGGAGCAACGACGGGCAGGCCGUCUGUGCCACCACCACAAGUGCCUCCUGCAUCUUCUUCUGCCAUCACAAACACAACGCCAACCAAAAUGGCCAAUGGAGCCACCACCACUGCCUCGCAAGCGGCACAGUCAGCCGGUUCCAAAGUGGCACUGCGGCGAAUCAGGCAGCAGGCAGAGAGGGUUCCCCUGGAGCGGGUCAGCCGUGAGGCCCUGCUGGAGUGCCUGAGCAGCGUCCUCCAAGCCAGCUCUGAAAGCCCAUCCAGCAGCCAGGUGCUGGACGCUGGCCACCAGCUGCUAGACUACUGCUCAGGUUACGUGGACUGCAUCCCACAGAUGAGGAACAAGUUUGCCUUUCGAGAGGCAGUGGGAAAGCUAGAGCUCAGCCUGCAGGAACUAAGGGCUUCGCCUUCAGGGGGAGGACUGAGCAGUGUGGGGCCCAACACUGUACUGGACAACCUGCACAGCUGUAUUAAAGAGAUUAGUGAUGUAGUGCAGAGGUAGCCACUGUGACAACAGCAACAACUGGCAGCCCUGACCACACAUCAGAUUGCCUUUUUAUGUUUCUGGUUUUAUCAACAGCUUUUUGUGGGACAAAAAUCUCCAAAUCUCUAAAUCUCUGAAUCUCUCUAUGUACCUCAGAGAAAUCUCUACAAAAUGUAAUCUUUUAUUGUUUACAAACAACUGUUUCAUAAAAUGCCAGUGUGGACACUAACUUUGCUCUGACUUGUACAUAUUGAAAAAUGUUUAUACUGAACUAAAUGUGGUUUAAGUCGCACCAUGAGAUGUUUGGACACGAUGGUCAUGAUGAUAAUGGCCUCCCUGUUAAGUGAAUGUCGAGUGUAUCAGCUGUGUGUAGCCAGUCUGGAGAAUAGUUAAAGCUCCGUCUGCUUUUCUGUCAGUCCGUUGCAUUACUGAGCGAGAAUGAUAGCAGUUGUACCCAGCCUUACUGAGAAGACAACACAACUGUUUGUCCUGUUUGCGUCAGCUCAAGCUGUGUUUCACUAGUAUGUGAAUCAUGAGUGUUUUGCUCAGCAUCUGGGGAAUUCGAUGACCAUUUGCCAAUAUUUAAAGCCAUUUAGGGUCACGAUUUGACAUUUGUAUUCCUGUGCAUAUGUGUUGUUUUUUUGAUUUUUAUAUCAUUUGGAUUUUAUUUCAUUGAUUGGUCGGUAAUUUUCAGUAGCGAAACAGUUGUUAUGAAAGAAUACACACCUCCCAAAAACUGCUUAUUUUUGUGAUGACAGUCUUGUUUUUUUUGAGGAUAAUCUUAAGAGUAAUCAGCCAUUUAGUGACAGUGACAUUCCCAAAACAAAAGUGAGACCACUGACAACCAUUGAAGGGAUCAUUUGUAUCAUUGAAAUAACAUUGCGUUCUUUUGACAAGUGUGUAGCAAGUGGAAUUUUAAGUUUUAUGUUUCAAUAGUAUCAAAUACAGGCUUAUCAAAUUUAAAACAAGAAGAAAGUGUAUAUAAAGGCAUAUAAAGGUAUUUUUGUCUCCCCCCACAAUACUGAAGCUUAAAUGACUGAAUGUGGGGGGUAUUUCAUCAUAUGCACAGCAUUUGACUUUGCUCCAGUGACAUGACUGAUGCUUACACCCCCCUAAAGCAUUUCAACGCCUCUAUCCUGGUAUCCUUGCACAUUACAUUUCAUUCAUGUAUGAUGGAGCAUAACAGUGUGGAGCAUGGAGAGGGAGCGCACAGAGUCACACAUGAGCAGGUGAACUGGGACAGUGUUUCUAUAUGUGUCCUGAGUAUGGACAUUGUUGGAUUCCCUGUAGCCUUGUCAUGGCCUCAGUGCCUCAAAUCCUUCAACGUACGAACACGAUGAUAAUGCAGAGACCUACUUUACACUAAUCACACAGUACUGAUCUCUCAACAAGCAAAACUGCAGUAUGUCUUCAGCACAUGAGCGAUUUGUACAUUAUUUGGUUCAAAGAAAAAUGCUUUUUAGGAUGUUAUGUAUGAACUUGAAUUUUAAAUUAUUCUUUUCUUUUUUUUUUAAUUAAAAGCACAGACCUAUUUUGAGAAAAGAGUGUAAAUAUUUGAUUUAUUUCAUAUCCAGGAAACAAAAGAUUUAUGUGUGGUCACAGCAUAAGGAGCAAUGUUUUUGAUGUGCAAGACUGAGGCCAAUCCACCCAGACCUGAGCAUCUGCUUUAUGAAUGUAUUAUUCUUCAGUUCUGAACCCAGCCGAAUGUUCAUCUGCAUGACUCUUUAAUCUCCUAAGGUGUCAUUUAUUUAUUAUGUAAUACCUUUUCUUGGCCCAAUAAUGCUAAUGUCCAGAAACAUCUGCUCUGUUUUUUGAGCACAAACAAAACUGUGUACAGUGCACACAAAACCACAAAUGUCUUUUUUUUCCCUUUUGUUUCUGUGGCUCACAUCUUUACACUGGAUAAGAGACAUUAGUUCAUUGACGUGUUUGCAUCUAAAUAUUACAAAAUCUAUUCAAUAAUACUGUCUUUUAAAGGCACUAGCUUUUUCAAGUAAAACUUUUAAUUUGUGGUGCAUUUCAUUCUCGUUUCAUGUUACUGUCUGGAAUAUCUUGUUUCUUGUCUAUCAGGACACUUUGAGACACCGAUGAUUCAUUUUGAAACUCACUAUGCAUUAUAAAUAACAUUGCCAACCUUUUUUUUUUGUUUUUAAUGUUUAUUGUGCCUUUGUGUGGAAUGUGGAUAAAUAUGUACAGACAUCAUCACUGCAAGAAAUCACAGUAUGGCAAUGAUCAAAUCUAUGCUAUUUAAUUUUUUUUGCCAUGAGAUUAUCACUUCAUCAUGCCCUCCUGUUAUUUGGUGGUUAACAGUCAGUUAAAACAUUUGUCCUUUUAGAUUAUGUAGUAACGAAGUAAUUUACUUGGCCAUAAACAUUGUUAAUGCAGCCACACCUGUUUGGUUAAACAAAUGAACCUGCUGCUCAUAAAUUGUGUCUGAAACAUUUGUCUUUAUAAUUGCCUUACACCAUUCUGGUCUGUUUCCCUGUUAGGUUUUUAUUGAUUUUUAAUGCAUGUCUGUGGAACAGGUUUCCAAAGAACAAAAA
Molecule: messenger RNA, 6680 nt
Organism: Solea senegalensis (Senegalese sole)
Lineage: Eukaryota; Metazoa; Chordata; Actinopteri; Pleuronectiformes; Soleidae
Gene: abl2
Product: c-abl oncogene 2, non-receptor tyrosine kinase
Exons: 11
Coding region: 544-4155 (1203 amino acids)
Biological process (GO): protein phosphorylation; regulation of apoptotic process
Molecular function (GO): ATP binding; protein binding; non-membrane spanning protein tyrosine kinase activity
Source: RefSeq, a predicted model, not a curated record